This is a messenger RNA of Guillardia theta CCMP2712, 1078 nucleotides long. RefSeq lists its product as hypothetical. NCBI's taxonomy places the organism in Eukaryota, Cryptophyceae, Pyrenomonadales, Geminigeraceae. The coding region runs from base 1 to 1011 and encodes 336 amino acids. The transcript is spliced from 10 exons. The record is from RefSeq and is a predicted model, not a curated record.
AUGCCGAGAAAAACUGAGGAUGAGGCCAAGGAGCUACAAUAUGUUGAUGGGAGGAGGAGUUGCUGCUGGCAGCUAGCGGCAAAGGGAACUUUUUCAGGGCUGGACUUCAUCGUGGGACAGCUCAGGAGACUUCUGCAGCCCUAUCCCUACAUCCAGUCUCCGUACGCUGAUGUCUACAGGCCUCAAGGGUACAUGCAGCCAGCGCAGUAUCCACUGUAUCCCUAUGAAUCAGGGUCAUCCUAUCAAGACAUCAAGGUUGCAGACGUCCUUGCUCUUUCUUCGCCCCUUAAGAUUGAGCAGCCGAUGUAUGAAUGGUACGGGCAAGCAAACGUGCGAAGAGGGAGGGGACCUAGUUUACAGCUCAAAGACAGAAAGCGACUGAGGGCACAGAGUUUGCGGCUGACGAGCUCGACACCUGGGAAAGCUCUAUAUGCGGGGUUGCACGAGAGCUGGGAGACUGUUGGACACUCCAACAACUACAUGGGAAUGACAGAGCCCAUUAGGGAGAACAACCCCCUUGGACAGCAUGUCGUUGGCGCUAGCGAUCGGGUUGUGCCCUACUCCGACGUUGAGUCCGCAUCGCAGAACGAUGUGGUGGACCCUGCGCUGAGGUACAUGUGGAGGGCGUUCAGUGGCCAACGGAAUCCGGAGUAUCCUUCCCCCAUGAUCGGACGCUCGAUGGACGCGCAGGUUCGCUGCGACCAAGAAGCCUCGUCGGAUCCGCACCUUUGUGAUGGAGCUGCCUUCUCCUUCAACCCUGUCUCAUCGCUCCACACCGACACUCGAGCGCUGGAGGCUGAACGGAAGGCGGAGGAACAAGACAAGAGAGUCCCCACGAUCGGGCGUAAGGGAGAUCUCAUUGUUCCGUGCAACGAUCCCGCUGGCUGUGGGGAUGACGCCGAUUGGCAUCGGUUUGCUCCCAAGAAGACAUCAGCUCCUUCAGGGCCUUCAGAACCAGAUCCUGCAUGGCUCAAGGACCUUCGGAAUGUAUCGGGGUACAGCGGGCCCUGAGAGGGGAACAUGUAGAUUAAGUUCACCUUGUAUGAUAACGAGGCUUGUCAAGACAGAAGUCGAGGAG